AUGACGCUCACAGACUACGCCGGUGUGUACUACCGAGCGCGGCCCGUGCCGCUAGCGCUGCGCGAGCGCAUCGAGCGCGAACUCGAACGUUUACAACGCGACAGCUCCAUAUACAGAGUGGAACACUCGGACUUCGGGACUCCUAUUGUACCCGUGAUCAAAAGUAACGGUGAAAUUAGGAUAUGCGGGGACUAUAAAAUAACGAUCAACCCCAAGCUGAUACGCGAUCAUUACCCACUCCCGCGCAUAGAGGAGUUGUUGGCCAAUUUGAGUAAUGCGGAUGAAUUUACAAAAAUUGACUUACAACAUGCGUACGAACAGGUUUUAUUAGAUCCCACGUCACAAAAAUUUACGACGAUCACAACACACGUCGGAACGUUCGCAUACCGCAGAACACCGUAUGGCUUGUCGUGUGUACCGGAACAGUUUCAAAAACUAAUGGAGGAGACGUUACGCGGUAUUCCAGGCACGGUCGUAUUUUUAGACGACGUUUAUAUCACCGGGGUAGACAUAGCCUCACACAUGCGUAAUCUGCGAGCUGUACUCGACCGACUCCGUCAAAUGGGUCUCACUAUUAAAUUGGAGAAAUGUAGUUUUUUACAGAAAAGUGUGAAGUAUCUGGGCUUUAUUAUUGAUAAGAAUGGGCUUCGCCCCGACCCGGAGAGACUAGACGCGAUUGCUAAAAUACCUGUCCCCACGGAUGUCACUCAGUUGAAAAGCUUUCUCGGACAAUCGUACGCCUUCCAAAAAUCUGUAUGGAUAGUGGUGCCCGGCUCAACAUAUUUCUGGAUGAGGGGCACCAACACCUCUGCGGGACGACACUUCCAAUCUCAAAUCCACAGACCCAUCCUCAAUAAGGCCAAGCACCCAAUGGCCCUCUAA
This is a messenger RNA of Amyelois transitella, 882 nucleotides long. RefSeq lists its product as uncharacterized. Bases 1 to 882 code for a protein of 293 amino acids. The record is from RefSeq and is a predicted model, not a curated record. The transcript is spliced from 3 exons. Lineage: Eukaryota; Metazoa; Arthropoda; Insecta; Lepidoptera; Pyralidae.